This is a messenger RNA of Linum tenue, 900 nucleotides long. Lineage: Eukaryota; Viridiplantae; Streptophyta; Magnoliopsida; Malpighiales; Linaceae. The record is from the annotation of a GenBank genome assembly.
CUAAGAGUGUUUUGCGGAGUACUCUCAUUACAGUUUUGAAUUUAAGGGUGUUAGGAAGGUAGGUAGCUGGCAGACUUGGCACCUUCCAUCUCCAAUUGUGUGCUCCGCUUGAAAACCCACCGCCGUCAAUUCUCCUCUAAUAUCCGUGUGUAUCUUUGUGCGUUGCUUCCCCUUGCUCGAUCGGAGGCUUGAUUCCUGAAUUUCUCCAACGAAAGAGAGUGGUAGGGAGGUCGGAAACUAGCAUACUAGAUGGGCCCCUUCCACCCCCAAUUGGGUGCUUCGCUUGAACAGCAACCGACCACGAUUUCCCUCUAAUUUCUCUCUGUUUCCUGCAGCCCCAUCGAUUGUCGAGUUAUACGCCGGAAUCAAUACCAAACGGCAGGACGAGCCUGGCAGGGAAGAUAUCAUGGUGAUGGAUAUGGCCAAGAGCAACGAGUGGGGGCGAUGUCCGCAGUGCAAAUUCUACGUGGAGAGGACUGAGGGCUGUCCUCACAUCAUUUGCAGGUUCUUGAGAAAGAAGAGUGAAUUCCAAGAACUGGAGCUUGAAUGGUUCACAACGAAUUGCAAGCUAUGGCAGUAACUGCGAAGGAAUGAGUCCAGAUUAUUGUUGUGCAAUGUUAUAACACCACUCUACUCUACAGGUUGAUCGAAAUUGAUUAUGCAUUAGUUGAAUUUACAUUCCAAUGAUCUGAUUCCAUAUUGAGUUUAGUUACUCGUGAAAAAUCAGAGAGGUAAGGGCUGUCAAAUCCAACCAUAUGUUCUAAUUCAACCAAACAAAUGUAUUCUUUUUAGGCUAAAUAUUUAGUAUUAUGCAGCUAUGUUCGUUUUGCUUAUUAUCUUUGCAAAUGGUGGAUGCUUAGGAGACAACCAAUUUCAUGUUGAACUGAAAAAAGAAAUACG